Helicoverpa zea (corn earworm) is the source of this 5050-nucleotide messenger RNA. RefSeq names its product homeobox protein abdominal-A homolog (gene abd-A). NCBI's taxonomy places the organism in Eukaryota, Metazoa, Arthropoda, Insecta, Lepidoptera, Noctuidae. The coding region runs from base 143 to 1204 and encodes 353 amino acids. Gene Ontology annotation, molecular function: DNA-binding transcription factor activity, RNA polymerase II-specific; RNA polymerase II cis-regulatory region sequence-specific DNA binding. Gene Ontology annotation, biological process: negative regulation of transcription by RNA polymerase II; anterior/posterior pattern specification. Gene Ontology annotation, cellular component: nucleus. The record is from RefSeq and is a predicted model, not a curated record. The transcript has 3 exons.
UUCGGAGUCGUAGAGCCUCAUACGCGGGUCAUAAACGAUCCGCGGCCAUAGUAGAGGUGCACGCGCGAGAAUCGAUCCGAAUCGCCGGCGAUAAACGCAUCUCCCGCGAGGCGAUCGUCGCGCGCCGCGUCGCCGCCGAGCGAUGAGUUCCAAGUUCAUCAUCGAUAGCAUGCUCCCGAAGUACCACCAGCAGUUCCACCACCAGAAUUUGUUCGCGGGUGCUGGGGCGUCGCCUAUAGAGGCGUCGCUAUCAUCUUCGCUGUCGUCGUCUCUAUCGACGUCGCUGUCAAGUUCGCUGUCUGGCGGACUGGGAGCGGCAGCGCUGGGGGCAGGCUCGCCGGGUGCCGGCAGCCCGCAGCGGUCCUCGUCCUCAUCAUCGGCAUCGCCGGGCGCACCGGCGAGGAUGUAUCCAUACGUGUCGCAUCACCAGCAGUUCGGAGGUUCGGUGCCGUUCUCUGCUGGUGGCGGUUUAUCCGCGGCGGAUGACAAGAGUUGUCGAUACCCGACGGCUGUGGGAGGUGAUCCGAUGGUGAACUACGCCCUGGGUCAGCACAACGGUGGAGCGGCAGUGUCGGCAGCCUCGGCCAGCAUGGCAGCCGCUGCGCAGUUCUAUCAUCAAGCUGCGGCCUCUGCGGCGUCGGCAGCGUCCGCCGCCACCGUGGACGCCAUGGGAGCGGCUUGCUCGCAGCCAGGCUCUGCCCAGCCCCUGCCCGACAUACCGCGGUACCCCUGGAUGUCCAUCACUGAUUUUCCAUUUCCAGAUUGGAUGAGCCCCUUCGACCGGGUGGUCUGCGGUGAGUUCAAUGGACCAAACGGAUGUCCACGAAGGCGGGGCCGACAGACCUACACGAGGUUCCAAACCCUAGAACUAGAAAAGGAAUUCCACUUCAACCACUAUCUGACACGCCGACGCAGGAUAGAGAUCGCACACGCGCUCUGCCUCACAGAGCGGCAGAUCAAAAUAUGGUUCCAGAAUCGACGCAUGAAAUUAAAGAAGGAGCUGCGAGCCGUGAAGGAGAUCAACGAGCAGGCUCGCAGGGACCGCGAGGAGCAGGAGAGAAUGAAGCAGCAGCAGCAGGAGAAGCAGGCCAAGCUGGAGAGCCAGCACCACGGCCACCACGUCACCCACCACCACGACCCGAUGAAGAUGCCCAUCGACAAGGGCUCCAACGACCUACUCAAAGUGAACAAGGUCCCUACGUAAGGUGUCCGCGACGCCGUAUAGGAAAUCUUGACUGAUUCUGUAUCAUAUAGUGUGAGAGGAAGUGUUACGUCCAUACGGACCUGCGGGCGUUAGUCGAUUCGUAUCCACUAGUUUUAUGUUUUCGCGUCGGAGUCGCCCUCGUUGUGGAGAGCGGCCCCCGGUUUAUGUAAUAAUGUUCCUUUAGUGCGAAGGACUUGCCUCGGUGUCGUUCGCUGGGUGACAGGCUGGUGAUGUGCUUUAAGCAUUUAUUUUGUUGCCAUAACCACACCUUGUAUUGCAAUAAUAUUUUACUAAAAUAUACAAAAACGUGUUAGAAUCGCUCUAAGGUUUAAUAGGAGCCCGAGUGAACUUCGGUAUUGUUAGUUAAGAUUUUAAAUCUGUGAAUCUCAUAGUAUUUAUUGCUACCACUUACUCUUAAUCCAUUAUGUUAUAUUUUUUAUUAAUAGAUAUUAUAUUAUGUACAUUUUGAUGUAUAUUUUAUUAUUUGUCCGCUGUUAGCGGACUGGUUAUGUUUUUGGUCACAUUUUUUUAUGAUUGUAAAAUUUGUUGUAUUUUAUCAGUUGAUUUGGAAAGAGUUAUUUCUUUGCUUUCUUUUUGACCAGAUUGUGAUUCACUUCGGUAGUUAAGUCCACAAAUUGUUGUUUUGGUUUAAUCCAUUGAUUUCGAUAGUAUAAUAUUGUCGACAAAUAUUAAAAUACCUGCAUAGCUAAUUCCAUAAGAACUUUAAAUGUAUAUUUAUAACAAAAUACGUAUGGAAGUACAAUUGCAAAUAGGUCUUUGUCGUGACGAGCGUUGUUUUAUAUUUUUCGUCUUCAAUAAUUAUGGAUAUUUAAAUGUAGACGGUAUUUUUUGAUAAUUCUAAUUGAAAAUACCAUGUCCAUGAACUAAAUAGCAAACGAACAAAACGAACAAGAUUAUGGAAGGGUACUGCGUACGGCGCGUUGUCCAUACAUCCCGAGUCAUCUGAUGUUCAAAAUUAUAUACGUAACGAUGAUACAUAUAAUAAAUUACAAUAAUGUGACUAAAUAUAAAUUUUACACGUAAUAUUAAAAGUUGAGUAGUUUAAGUGUAUUAUACAUAGGUAAAUAGGUUCGACUUUGUAUGAAGUAUUGCUAAGACUAGGUACCUACAAAUAAACCAAUGUACGGAAUGAACAGUGGUCGCACUUUAUCAAGCGGAAAGUCGAUGACAUUAUGUUCCUUUUCUGAAACGAGAACUAAAAGACACCGGUUUUCGAGUGCGAAAACGGUGGCAAAAUUAUGUUUCCUGCAAUUUAACGAAGCUAUAUGCAUAUUUGAAUUUUCCAGCUCAGUAAAUUCAUACAUAAAAUGCCUACAAACGGUAUAACAAAAUUGAGCUCGGGUGAAAUAUAAAACUGUACGCUUUUUUCGCGAAAAUGCGAUCUUAUAAAACAUAGCUGGUUUGAAAUUAUUCCACACGUCAUUUAUUCGCUUUCAAUUCCACGUUGUGCCAAAAUACAUAAUUAAAAUAAUUUAUUGACACGUACAUUGAAAUAUUUGUUCUGCGUCCAAAAACCAGUUUUCAAAUUCUUCGUUCUUUCAACUCUAUACGUAAUAACUGAGCAAAAAAAUUAGAAUUUUAAAAACUUAGUCUUGAUAGUCACCAUUAUACGUAAAUUAAUGUCAGGGUAGAAUUAAAAAGAUAAAUUAAUAGGUAACUGUAUUAAAAUUGGAGUCAUCGCUUAUUUUCUGUAAAAAUCACUCUUUCAAUAUCUGUCCACUGUGUUAUUUGGAAAAAAUAUGUAUGUCUGUAGGCUCUGUUUAAAGGCAGCAUGAAAUUUUUAUGUCGUGAUAUCAUUAGGAAAAGUUUAAGUCGUCGGUAGAUAUAAAAUCAUGAAAACUUCAUACAAUCGUUUCAAGUUCCAUAAUUUUUAUAAAUUUGAAUUACGGGUCACAAUUUUAAAACUACUAGACAUAAACGAGUUUACUUAAUUCGUUUGUAAACCAGUUAAAACAUUACAGUUAAAGUGAUAAAAAAUGCAAUCUACUUUUGUUUGCUUACAUUCUAAAAACGUGUUAGUUUUAAAAUAACUGGUAAUAAAUCAGAAAUUAUGCUGUCGUAAUGUUAAACAAAAUAAUGUUCUAUAAAUAUUAUGAUUCAAAAGCCAUCAGAAUUCUAAUAAUGAUAAUUUCUCAAUUCGACAUCAUCUCGACGACUUCUAUACAUUGAUUGACGGUAAUUGCUAAAAAUGGUUGGAUGUCUUGCACGUAAAGCAAUGAACACGUAGUUAGAUUAUGAGAUUUUAUAUUGAGUUCCAUUAAAUUUUCCCUAGUACGAGUGCAAUAACUUCACCCCCAUUAUUUCAUUAAAUCCGUAGUCCCCUAAGAUUACGUACAAUUAAGGUUGUCGUUAGUAAUAUAACUUUAUCCCAUCUUAUUUUUAAAUAUAUAUAAAAAAAUCGAGAAUGAAAAAUAGAACAAAAUGUACUUAAGUAACUUCGAGUUAAGUAGGCUUUAUAAAUUAUAAAACGCAUAGUUAUUAAAAAUAUCGUAGACACUUGUAAUAAAAGUUAAGCGUAAAUCCGAUGGUUAGUAAUUGAAUUAAAAAAACGCUUAAAAUUAUUUAGUAUCGUUCGUAGAUGGUCAUUUGGAAGGUGAAUGGAAAAAGCUUCUUUGAAAGGGACGUACACACUGCAAACUGAACCGAAGCUAAACUCAUAAUUACACGAAGUGUGUAUACGACUUAAAUUGUUAUUUCUGCGUUUGCGAACUUAGAUAGUUGUUUUAUCGAGUUUUGAUUAUUGUUUGGGACUGUGCAAAUAGGCGACAGAUUUUGAAGUGUCAAGCAUCUUCCUCUUAACUAUCGGUUAAGUUUCGUGUAUAACAAUAGGUAAAACUUGUAACAUAGUAACGAUAUUCGUGUGUAGUUAUGUACGUCCGAUGAUUUAUGUCAGGUACACAUUAUUGUUUCUGCCUCGUAAAGAACUGUAAUUCACAGUGAAACAAUGAGCAAUUUGCUAAAUAGAUUAUAUAUGUCCUCCAUCCAUAAUGCUGUCUUGCCAUAUUACUAGUGUUUUGUAGACUAUAGGUAUUAAUAUACCUAACCGAAAACUAUAUAUCAAUAUUAAUAUUAAUUAAAAUAACUUUUCACAUUAAGUUAUUUUGUCCUUUCCCAGUUGUAUUCCAAAUUUGUCACAUUAAAUUACUUCGUUUUGUCGUUUAUCUGUUUUGUUAGUUAUAAAAUUUUUCGUUGCGUUGUCCAAGUUAUAGUAUUUCCAUUUUAGUAUGUUCUUUUAACUUUAUGAAUAACAAGACUUCCGUUUAUUAGUUAUUAUCCUAAAGAAGCGAUCAAUUUUUAUCUUUAAUAUAAAUGUAGUUAUGUAUCUAUGUACCUAUAUCUAUAUUUUUGAAUAUAGUUAUUAAAAUCGUCUUAAAAGUUAAGUAAAUGUAAAUAGUCGUGAAAAUUUUAUGUGGCGCAUUAUUUUUUGUUUAUAUUUUUUUGUUUUACGUUAUGUAUUUAUGUAUUGAGAUGUGUCCUAUGUAUGUGCAAUUUGACCAUGUUAAAGUGCAGCGAUUACCUAAUAAGCAAUAUAGUAUGUGAGUUCAAGAUAUUUUGGUCUUUUCGACAUGGUUGUGAGUCGUACGCGACUGUUACGAAAAGGUCUGACUAAAUUGGAUAUUGUGAAAAUCGUUUAAUGUCUGAUGUAACUUGAACUUUCAGUACGCUGGUAAUCUUAAUUAACGUGGUCAAGUGUGAACUAAUGGUACGAUUCAACGUGACUGUGUCGUGUUAUAUAAGCAAAUAGUUGGGUGGUUGUAUAUGAAGCCCGCAUUCAAUAUUGUAAUAUUAAUUUCAAAAAUUCAAGAGAAUAAAGAGUUAAUAAAA